Chroicocephalus ridibundus (black-headed gull) is the source of this 2419-nucleotide messenger RNA. It is a transcript of the gene RAB32, whose product is annotated as RAB32, member RAS oncogene family. NCBI's taxonomy places the organism in Eukaryota, Metazoa, Chordata, Aves, Charadriiformes, Laridae. Gene Ontology annotation, molecular function: GTP binding; GTPase activity. Gene Ontology annotation, cellular component: Golgi apparatus; phagocytic vesicle; late endosome. The record is from RefSeq and is a predicted model, not a curated record. The coding region runs from base 314 to 970 and encodes 218 amino acids. The transcript has 3 exons. Gene Ontology annotation, biological process: endosome to lysosome transport; phagosome-lysosome fusion.
UCAGGUGGUUGCGAGGUUUCCCUCCCUCCUUCCUUCUCCUUUCCCUCUAUCCCACUCCCUCUAUUUCCCAGCUCACCUCCCCUCCCGGCGUGGGCCGGCCCAGCGGGGGAAGCCGGCUUGAGGCGUGUUUGAGUGUGUGGGGGGGGUGGAAAAGUUGGGAGGCGAGUUUGCCGGCUUGGAGGGGAAAGUCGGAGGCGAGUCGCCGGCCCUGGGGAAAUCCGUGAGGAAAAGUUGCCGGCUGGGGAAAGUUUAGAGGCGGGAGAGCCGCGGCCCCGGCUUCCCCGCCGCGCUGAGCCCCGCGGAAGGGCCGAGGAUGGCCGGCGGGGAGGGAGCGGGCUCCGGGGUGGCGGAGUGCCGGGAGCAUCUCUUCAAGGUGCUGGUGAUCGGGGAGCUGGGCGUGGGUAAAACCAGCAUUAUCAAGCGGUACGUCCACCAGCUCUUCUCCCAGCACUACCGGGCCACCAUCGGGGUGGAUUUCGCCCUCAAAGUCAUCAACUGGGACAGCAAGACCCUGGUUCGGCUGCAGCUCUGGGAUAUAGCAGGCCAGGAGCGCUUUGGAAAUAUGACCAGAGUAUACUACAAAGAGGCAGUUGGUGCUUUUGUAGUCUUUGAUGUCACAAGAGGCUCCACUUUUGAGGCUGUUUCAAAAUGGAAGCAUGAUUUGGACAGUAAAGUACUACUUCCCAAUGGCAACCCCAUCCCUGCUGUUCUUCUUGCAAACAAAUGUGACCAGAAGAAAGAUGGCAGCCAGAAUCCCUCUCAAAUGGACCAGUUCUGCAGAGAAGGUGGCUUUGUUGGAUGGUUUGAAACAUCCGCCAAGGACAACAUCAACAUAGAUGAAGCUGCUCGAUUCUUGGUGGAAAACAUCCUUGCCAACUACAAAACCUUUCCUAAUGAAGAGAAUGAUGUGGGGAAACCAAAACUGGACCUAGAUCCAUUGAAAGCAGAGAGUAAAUCACAGUGCUGCUAAUGCUACCACUGUUCAGUAAAUGCGAUGGGAUGAGCAGCAAGACUGUUCCAUAAAUGAAACUGCUGCCAUGGUGCUGCAUUGUGACAAUCCAUAUGGGGUGUCUGGUAUUAUCUGAAUAGGUGAUUCUUGUGGGUGUUUACGUAUUCUUGUUUAGCAUGAAACUGAGUAUCUUGUGAGUUAUCGCUCCACUUCCUUGAGUGGCUGCAUCUAAGUCUGAUUAGUGUCGUCUUACUUGAGAACAUAAGGUAGUGUUUACACUCCUACAAAGGAACAAAGAUAACAUGCAGUGUCUAGCUUGCUUCUAGGACAUAUGCUACAUUCCAAAUAGGGCUCACUUAUCAUGGCUUUAGCUGAAUAGACACUUGCACCUUUAAAGUAAACUUUUCCUUUGUCACCAGGAAUGUCCUACUUUAGCCUUCUCACCUACACACUUGUCCCUAUUUAUUAUCCCCCACCAUGAGGAUAUGUCUCAUUGCUAGUUCUCCUGGAUAGAGACAUCCCAGAAAUCUUAAAGUGGCCAAUGACAGAUGGGAGGUAUCUUUCUUAGUGUGUUCACUAGGACUGGGUGAAGUGGCUUUUACCACUGAGUAAGAACAAGAUGGGUAAAUGAUUGUACAUAACAGGGGAAAAGCAUGGUUAUUAAGAUACUAACAAAAAUGCAUCUCCAGCCAUUUAUGGCAGAAUACUUUCAGCUAAUACUUUUCAUAUGAAACACAUUAAUGAAUGCAGUUGUACUCCUGGCACAUAGUUAUGGUAACCUCACUCAUAUGCACAUCCAGGAACUUUUUCAUGCACUAACACUGAAAGCUUUACCAAGACUGCAAAAAGUAAAUACCUUACUAUCUGUGCUAAUGAACUUGCUUCUUUUUCCUUCUGUCCUGGGAUGGCUCAGAAUACCAUGAGAGAGGUCAUGAAGGAAAUAACUUAAUUGGCUCUUGCUAGCCUAUCAAAAAAAACCAAACCAACAAACCAACACAACCCCAAACCAAAAACCCAAGCUCUAUCUCUUUCAAUUUUAGAACAGUGCUGCACUCUUCUGACUACUCAAAGCUGGUGAACUGGCUUACCGGUUUGUAACUCUGUAUACAGAGAUGCUUAUGUUUCCUUGUUGUAGCUCAUGUAUUUUUGGCAGCAAAUGAAGAUCAAAAGGAUUAGAGGGUUUUCAUGGUUCUUUAACACAUUCUGGAACUCUGACUCUUUCUUGGCUGAAAGGCUUUAAAGUUGUUCUUUAUUUUAAAGGUUUCUUCUGUCCUGGUACCUCAUUGCUACUGACUUCAGAAGUCUUAUUUUGCUUGGUCUGAUGGUGCUGAUGUUUAAGUAAACAUCAUCAUGAAGUAUGUGCCAGAUUGAAUAUACUUUAAUCUGUAUUGAGAUUUCCUAGGCUGUCUUUUUUUUUUCUAAAGAGUAACAUACUUUUUAAGAGACAAAUAAAUAUAUUUGGGCAUCUUC